GGUCAAUAUUAGGCGAACAGAACCAAUCGUUUGUGUUCACUAAAAAAAACGCGCGAUCCAUCACUUUAUAAAGCUCCUGAGACAAGAGAGAGAAUAAAAUCAAGAAUCCUCCGUUAAGAUGGUGGCCAUUUCUCUUUACAGAGGGAAUCUCCACAGGGUUCCAGAGGUGCCUCGUCGAUGGCUAAUGCCAUCUCCUAAAAUCUCUCUCAAAGAUUUCAAAACCCUUUUGAACCGACGUAACAGAGCCCUUUCUCGUCUCCGCUCCCCCAAUGUCACCACUUCAAACCCUAAUCUUAACUCUAAUUCUAACUCUAAGCAACAACUUCAACCUCCCAACCCCACUCCCCCUGAUCUUAAACCUCAAUUAGACGAUAAUAAUGCUGCUAAUGGCAAAGAAGACGAGGGAAUUAUUCGAAAUCAUGAAAUCAACGAUCGGGGAAAAUCGGACGUUGGGGAUUGUGCGGUGAAAUCGGUUACUGAAGCUGAGGUUGCACCGGAAAAAGCGGUUGAUACGGCGGUUACUGAUGAGAAAUUGUCUUCUUUGGAGGUGGUGGCGAAACCUGCCGAACCGGUUAACCCUAAUUUACAGACGAGUGAGAAGGUGGAGGUGUUAGAUGAGAAAGAGAAAAGGAAAAGGGAAGUUGAGGAUAGGCUACAGACUUUGAAUGCGAAAAAACAUAAUCUAGUGCAAGCUUUGAAGCAGAUAUUGAAUGCUGAGGAGGAAUUAAAGAGACGAAAUUGUAUGCAAGGAAUGGUGGCUCGCCCAGCUGGUCAACUCCAAGUGGAUACCACAAAUGACUCUGGGUUGAGUACCAGACAGCCUACACCAAGGAUGGGAUCGGAGGCAAAUCUAGGAGGUGAUAUGGAAGUGGCAGAAGCUGAAGAUGUUUCGAACCAUAAUACUCAUUCUCGUCAUAUGCUUAGAAUGAGCAGCAUGUCACCGUCUUCAGAGUCCCCUCUUAGAAGGACUACCUAUUUCCAACUCAGUGUGGUUCCACACCCUUCUCGAACAAGUAUGGGGGUCACGGGUAGUCCAUCGCGCUUUGCUCCUAUAGGCCAUCAGGGGAAUCCUGGAAAUUUGCCUGCAGUAUCUGUAUCAGGAACAAAUUAUGUGGCAUCCUCUCCUUCCCCUGCAGCGUCUGGUGGCACAUCUGUAUUUAGAGAUGCUUGGCAGCCAAGUCCAUGGAAUUAGAAGCUGUGUGCUUGCACCACAUGAUAUAACAUCAAGCAUUAUUUUCUAUACCUGAUGUUACUGUUUGAUGCUCCAAUUGUUCAAGUUCAGGUUGGCGUGAAUACUUUGAGUUUGUCAUAUCCUGCUGAAUCCCUCUGCUUUUUUAUUAUUUGUUCAGAGGAAUGUGAAUGCCCCAAUUCCCGCGCGUUAUUGAUUUAUCAGGUGAAGGAAAAACAGAAACUUAACUCUGGUGCGAUACUGUUUUUAUCUCGCAAUGAAGCACCAUCAAGAUCCUAUUGGUUCAUGACUUGACCUUAGAAAUGCUGUAAAUUCAAAAUUGUUGAAAAUCAUUCCAUAUCCGCACUCUGGUUAUGUGGGUGAUUUGAAUUGUACACUUAACCUGUAAUUGUAAGAUCAUUUUCCGUA
Messenger RNA from Pistacia vera, 1597 nucleotides. RefSeq lists its product as uncharacterized. The coding region runs from base 119 to 1192 and encodes 357 amino acids. The transcript has 4 exons. The record is from RefSeq and is a predicted model, not a curated record. Gene Ontology annotation, cellular component: chloroplast. Lineage: Eukaryota; Viridiplantae; Streptophyta; Magnoliopsida; Sapindales; Anacardiaceae.